AUGGCGCCAGUUCUCCGAGCAAGGCAAAGUCUAUCUAAGGAUAAGUUCCCUAGUUACUUUGGUAGCCUGAGGAGUCAACCUUACAACGACGCCAACAACUCACGGGGUUCAAAUCCUCACAGUCUACGAUGCAUUGCGUGGAACCCGCUUGGAACAUUGGUGGCGACGGGGUCUUCGGAGAAGACUCUAAGAGUCUGGAAUCCCGAGAAGCCUCACGUAAAGUUUUCGACAGAGCUCAAGGGUCAUUCGGCGUCUGUUGAGAAGGUCGCUUUCAACCCAACAAAGGAUGCAGAACUCUGUAGUGUGAGUAGCGACGGUGUGGUAAAGUUCUGGGAUGUGCGAACCAAAGCAUGCUUCAACGAAGUCAAGGGGCUCGGGGACGCCUUCACUCUAGUCUGGGCACCUGAUGGAAACUCGCUCCUGGUUGGAAACAAAUCGGACACCAUCUACGUUCUAUCGCCGACUCAACCCACGCCUAUCAGCACCCACCAGCAGUCGGUACAGACUAACCAGAUCGCAUUCUGCUGGAGUGGUGAGAAGAUUUUUGUCACAACCGCGGAAGGACGUGUUCGGGUCCUCUCGUAUCCGGGUUUCGAACCUGUCCUGCAGAGCAAGCAUGGAGAUGGGGUUGAAGAGUAUGAGCUUAAUGGGCAUACAUCUUCCUGCUUGACUGCUGAUUUACAGCCAACUGGGCGUUAUCUAGCAACGGGUGGUUCGGAUUCAAUCAUUGCGCUGUGGGAUACAACAGAUUGGAUCUGCCAGAGGACAAUUACAAGAAUGGUUGGACCUGUCAAGAGUCUCAGCUUUACCUUUGACGGUAGUUUCGUCGUAGGUGGCAGUGACGAAGGAUCUGGUCUAGAGAUAUCGCACGUCGAGACAGGAGACCACGUGUACACAUUCAAAACAGCGGGAGCUUGUCCCGUAGUUGCGUGGGCACCAACCCGAUAUUGCCUUGCCUACAGCGACCUGGGGAUCUUGCGGAUUGUUGGUGUCGACGUUGAUAGGAAAUAA
Molecule: messenger RNA, 1011 nt
Organism: Fusarium sp. VM40
Lineage: Eukaryota; Fungi; Ascomycota; Sordariomycetes; Hypocreales; Nectriaceae
Source: the annotation of a GenBank genome assembly